AUGAAGUACUCCGUCCCUGUUGUCCUCGCUCUCUCGAGCAGCGCUGCCGCCGCUCCCUUCGGCGACUACAUUGACGCCAUCUUCGGCACCAAGGACACGCGCCAGGCUCCUCCUCCACCUGGCUUCCCUUCGAUGGGCAUGCCGCCCAUGGGUUCUCCCACCCCAGGUUUCCCUCCUAUGGGUCCUCCUAUGGGAACUGGUGCACCAACUCCCCCAAUGGGUGCUCCCACCCCAGGCUUUCCCCCAAUGGGUGCCCCAACUCCAGGCUUCCCGCCUAUGGGCCCUCCUUCUGGCCUCCCACCGAUGGGCGCACCAACCCCCGGUUUCCCUCCUAUGGGCCCACCCAUGGGCACCGGAGCCCCAACACCACCCGGCUUCCCCAUGCCCAUGCCCACCGGCGGCUUCCCAGGCGGCCCUGGCGGUCCAGGCGGCUCCAGCAACAUGCCCCCCUCAUGGCCCGUUCGCGCCCGCGCCGCCCGCAAUCUAGCCAUCGACUACCAGCUCGCUCCUCGCCAAGGCGGCGACCUGCCCCUCCCCAGCUUCUCUCUCGCAGACCCAGAGAACGGCGGUGCACCUCUUCCUACUGAGACCGACUCUGGCUCACCCGGAGGUGGCUUCCCUGGUCUACCUACUCCCACCGGUGCCCCCGAAGGCCCAGGCGGUGGCUUCCCAGCGCCCACAGGCGGAUUCCCUGGUCUGCCAACCGGCGCACCUGAAGGACCUGGUGGACCAGGCGGCCCAGGUGGUUUCCCAACAGACCUCCCUUCUUUCCCCAUGCCCACUGGCGGUGCGCCUGGAGGCGGUUUCCCCGGUCUCCCUGGCACAGGCAUGCCCGGUCUGCCUACCACCAUGGAGACGAUGACACGUGGGCCUAAGCCGACUGGUAUGCCUGAGCUGCCAGGCCAGGAGGAUGGUCAGCAGGGUCCUGGUGGUGAUGGCGGUUCCGGUGGCUGGUGGAGCUGGUUCAGUGGAUUGUUUGGCGGUGGUAAGGGUGGUGAGGGUGAGGGUGCUGGAGCUGGUGAAGGUGCUGGAAGUGGAAUCGGCGCUUAG
Messenger RNA from Alternaria rosae, 1050 nucleotides. RefSeq lists its product as uncharacterized. The coding region runs from base 1 to 1050 and encodes 349 amino acids. The transcript has a single exon. The record is from RefSeq and is a predicted model, not a curated record. Lineage: Eukaryota; Fungi; Ascomycota; Dothideomycetes; Pleosporales; Pleosporaceae.